Messenger RNA from Neomonachus schauinslandi (Hawaiian monk seal), 3929 nucleotides. RefSeq names its product phospholipase C beta 4 (gene PLCB4). The transcript has 37 exons. The record is from RefSeq and is a predicted model, not a curated record. The coding region runs from base 1 to 3621 and encodes 1206 amino acids. Gene Ontology annotation, biological process: phosphatidylinositol-mediated signaling; lipid metabolic process. Gene Ontology annotation, molecular function: calcium ion binding; phosphatidylinositol-4,5-bisphosphate phospholipase C activity. Lineage: Eukaryota; Metazoa; Chordata; Mammalia; Carnivora; Phocidae.
AUGGCCAAACCUUAUGAAUUUAACUGGCAGAAGGAAGUUCCUUCCUUUUUGCAAGAAGGAGCCGUUUUUGACAGAUAUGAAGAGGAAUCCUUUGUGUUUGAACCCAACUGCCUCUUCAAAGUGGAUGAAUUUGGCUUCUUUCUGACCUGGAGGAGUGAAGGCAAGGAAGGACAAGUGCUAGAAUGCUCCCUCAUCAACAGUAUUCGAUUGGGAGCCACCCCCAAGGAUCCCAAAAUCCUCGCCGCUCUUGAAGCUGUUGGAAAGUCAGAGAACGAUCUGGAAGGGCGGAUAGUUUGUGUCUGCAGUGGCACAGAUCUGGUGAACAUCAGUUUCACGUACAUGGUGGCUGAAAAUCCAGAAGUAACUAAGCAAUGGGUAGAAGGACUGAGAUCAAUCAUACACAACUUCAGGGCCAACAAUGUCAGUCCAAUGACCUGCCUCAAGAAACACUGGAUGAAAUUGGCGUUUAUGACCAACACAAAUGGUAAAAUUCCAGUUAGGAGUAUUACUAGAACUUUUGCAUCGGGGAAAACAGAAAAGGUGAUCUUUCAAGCACUCAAGGAGUUAGGUCUUCCCAGUGGAAAGAAUGAUGAAAUUGAGCCUGCGGCAUUUACUUAUGAAAAGUUCUAUGAACUGACACAAAAGAUUUGUCCUCGGACAGAUAUAGAGGAUCUUUUUAAAAAAAUCAAUGGAGACAAAACUGAUUAUUUAACGGUAGACCAAUUAGUGAGCUUUCUAAAUGAACAUCAGCGAGACCCUCGACUGAAUGAAAUUUUAUUCCCAUUUUAUGAUGCUAAAAGGGCGAUGCAGAUCAUCGAGAUGUAUGAGCCUGAUGAAGAUUUGAAGAAAAAAGGCCUCAUAUCAAGUGAUGGGUUUUGCAGAUAUCUGAUGUCAGAUGAAAAUGCCCCAGUCUUCCUGGAUCGUUUAGAACUUUACCAAGAAAUGGACCAUCCUCUGGCCCACUACUUCAUCAGUUCUUCCCAUAAUACCUAUCUCACGGGCCGACAGUUUGGCGGGAAAUCUUCAGUAGAAAUGUACAGACAGGUUCUCCUGGCUGGUUGCAGAUGUGUUGAACUUGACUGUUGGGAUGGAAAAGGUGAAGACCAAGAACCAAUAAUAACUCAUGGAAAAGCAAUGUGUACAGAUAUCCUUUUUAAGGAUGUUAUUCAAGCCAUCAAGGAAACUGCAUUUGUCACAUCCGAAUAUCCUGUAAUUCUCUCCUUUGAAAAUCACUGCAGCAAAUAUCAACAGUACAAGAUGUCCAAAUAUUGCGAAGAUCUAUUUGGGGAUCUCCUGUUGAAACAAGCACUUGAAUCACAUCCACUUGAACCAGGUAGGCCCUUACCAUCCCCCAAUGACCUCAAAAGAAAAAUACUCAUCAAAAAUAAACGGCUGAAACCUGAGGUUGAAAAAAAACAGCUCGAGGCUUUGAAAAGCAUGAUGGAAGCUGGAGAAUCUGCCGCCCCAGUUAGCAUCCUCGAGGAUGAUAAUGAAGAGGAGAUAGAAAGUGCUGACCAAGAGGAGGAAGCUCACCCUGAAUACAAAUUUGGAAAUGAACUUUCUGCUGAUGACUUGGGUCACAAGGAGGCUGUUGCAAAUAGUGUCAAGAAGGCUUCGGAUGACCUUGAACAUGAAAUCAACAAAAAGGGUCUGGUUACUGUGGAAGAUGAACAGGCAUGGAUGGCAUCUUAUAAAUAUGUAGGUGCUACCACUAAUAUCCAUCCAUAUUUGUCUACAAUGAUCAACUAUGCACAGCCUGUAAAGUUCCAAGGUUUCCAUGUGGCUGAAGAGCGCAAUAUCCAUUAUAACAUGUCUUCUUUUAACGAGUCCGUCGGUCUGGGCUACUUGAAGACACACGCAAUUGAAUUUGUGAAUUAUAACAAACGGCAAAUGAGCCGCAUUUACCCCAAGGGAGGCCGGGUCGAUUCCAGUAAUUACAUGCCUCAGAUUUUCUGGAAUGCUGGUUGCCAGAUGGUUUCACUGAACUAUCAAACCCCAGAUUUAGCGAUGCAAUUGAAUCAGGGAAAAUUUGAGUAUAAUGGAUCAUGUGGAUACCUCCUCAAACCAGAUUUCAUGAGACGGCCCGAUCGAACAUUCGAUCCCUUCUCUGAAACUCCUGUCGAUGGGGUUAUUGCAGCCACUUGCUCAGUGCAGGUCAUAUCAGGUCAGUUUUUAUCAGAUAAGAAAAUUGGUACAUACGUAGAAGUGGAUAUGUAUGGGUUGCCCACCGACACCAUACGUAAGGAAUUCCGAACUCGCAUGGUGAUGAACAACGGACUCAAUCCAGUUUACAAUGAAGAAUCAUUUGUUUUUCGGAAGGUAAUCCUCCCUGACCUGGCAGUCUUGAGAAUAGCAGUGUAUGAUGACAACAACAGGCUGAUAGGCCAGAGGAUUCUUCCGCUGGAUGGCCUCCAAGCAGGCUAUCGACACAUUUCCCUUCGAAACGAGGGAAAUAAACCAUUAUCACUGCCAACAAUUUUCUGCAAUAUUGUUCUUAAAACAUAUGUGCCUGAUGGAUUUGGAGAUAUUGUGGAUGCUUUAUCAGAUCCAAAGAAAUUUCUUUCCAUUACGGAAAAGAGAGCAGACCAAAUGAGAGCUAUGGGCAUUGAAACUAGUGACAUAGCAGAUGUGCCCAGUGAUACUUCUAAGAAUGACAAGAAAGGAAAAGCCAACACUGCCAAAGCAAACGUGACGCCACAGAGCAGCUCCGAGCUCAGACCAACCACCACGGCGGCCCUGGGGUCUGGCGUGGAAGCCAAGAAAGGUAUCGAACUUAUCCCUCAAGUAAGGAUAGAAGAUUUAAAGCAGAUGAAGGCUUACCUGAAGCAUUUAAAGAAACAACAGAAGGAACUAAAUUCUUUAAAGAAGAAACAUGCAAAGGAGCAUAGCACGAUGCAGAAGUUGCACUGCACACAAGUUGACAAAAUUGUGGCACAGUAUGACAAAGAGAAGUCGACGCAUGAGAAGAUCCUAGAGAAGGCCAUGAAGAAGAAGGGGGGAAGUAAUUGUCUCGAAAUGAAAAAAGAAACCGAAAUUAAAAUUCAGACACUGACAUCAGAUCACAAAUCUAAGGUCAAAGAGAUAGUGGCCCAGCACACAAAGGAGUGGUCAGAAAUGAUCAACACCCACAGUGCUGAGGAGCAAGAAAUCCGGGACCUGCACCUCAGCCAGCAGUGUGAGCUCCUGAGAAAGCUACUGAUCAAUGCCCAUGAGCAGCAAACCCAGCAGCUGAAACUGUCCCAUGACAGGGAAAGCAAGGAAAUGCGAGCACACCAGGCUAAGAUUUCUAUGGAAAACAGCAAAGCCAUCAGCCAAGAUAAAUCUAUCAAGAACAAAGCAGAACGGGAAAGGCGAGUCAGGGAGUUAAAUAGCAGCAACACCAAAAAGUUUCUGGAAGAAAGAAAAAGACUCGCAAUGAAGCAGUCCAAAGAAAUGGAUCAAUUGAAAAAAGUCCAGCUUGAACACCUAGAGUUCCUAGAGAAACAGAAUGAGCAGCUAUUGAAAUCCUGCCAUGCAGUGUCCCAAACACAAGGCGAAGGAGAUGCAGCAGAUGGGGAAGUUGGAAGCCGAGAUGGACCGCAGACCAGCAACAGUAGUGUGAAUCUCCAAAACGCAAACUGAGGCAGCAAAACCUCCCAGCAUCAAGAGAUCACCCCCAACCUUCCCAACCCAGAUGUCAUGCAAGACGGCUGUUGCCUUUUGGGUUUCCUUUAUGUACAGACAAGAUGUUACACCUGAACCCACAGCGACUUACAUAUGUCUGUGUAACAUUUUGAGUAUUGGGUUUCUUUGGCCAACCAAAAGUAGCUCCGAAUCCACCAAAAUUACUAUCCCAGUGAGGCAGAGUUUAACCUUGAUAUUACAACUUAAACAUGUUUGCUAUAAAAUACCAUCACAAGUGAAUGAACUUGGUGUAAACAACUCCGCUC